This is a messenger RNA of Lottia gigantea (owl limpet), 2114 nucleotides long. RefSeq lists its product as hypothetical. The record is from RefSeq and is a predicted model, not a curated record. The transcript is spliced from 9 exons. Gene Ontology annotation, molecular function: zinc ion binding. Bases 499 to 1797 code for a protein of 432 amino acids. NCBI's taxonomy places the organism in Eukaryota, Metazoa, Mollusca, Gastropoda, Lottiidae.
GCUGGAUGUAAGCAUGUCUGUCUUUCAGUUACAAAAAUCGAAAAAAAAUCAGAUUAAUGGAUUGAGAAAUAAUCAGUGGACUUUUGAAUGUAUAGAAUAAUUAAAAACAUGAAUCAGAAUUUCCAAUGCUGGUUUCUGAUCAAUAGUCGUCAGAAAUAAGUAAAUAUUUGGAGAAAAUUAUUUCCAUACAUAGGGUGUGACUAAAAUUCGAAAUGGAGCCCAUUUAAUAUUUUAAAGAACUCACAAGUUAAUUUUGACAUUUGUUAGUCGAGGUGAAUGACACAACAAUUUAUGAGGCUAAGAGAGUUAACAACAUUUUAUGAGCUUGUAACAUCCCAAACUUGCUUAAAGUGAUACUAGAAUUAACAUAAAAUUUAAGAAUUUUAAACUUGGCGAAUAAGAGCCAGCAGAUAUACCUUGUGCCAUAAAAUAAAUCCAAAAAAUUUGAGACUACAGAAAAUCUAUUGAAUAAAUGAGACUAAUUUUGAUGGAAAAAAAAUGGCAAACAAUAAAAUGAGUGAAGAUGACAAUGUAUUCAAUGACUGUAAACAACCAGAAGAACUACGAGAUGUGUAUUGUUUUGAAUCUGAUCACAUUGCAUUAAAAGGCAACCCAGACUAUCAAAGUUUACUGAAAACUAUUUGUAUAUUAGAAUCUCAGAGAAUACAAGCUGUAAAAGAUAUUGACACACUUCGUAAAAAACAGAGAGAAGCACUUGCUGAUCCCAUCAAUUUUGUUGAAAAACUUCAAAAGGCAGAAGAUCUAGGAUUUCCCAAAGAUCUAGACAUUCCAUCUUUACCGUCAAUAAAUUGGGAACAAUACACAAGUUCUGUUGAUUUUAAUUCUUUUGGCAAUCACAAACAUAUGACAAGAAUAAAAAGACAACUAACAGAAGAUAGCUUAACUGGUAAGAUACAAGAUAAAAGUGGUAUUACUAGUGGUAUGAAAUCUAAGUUAAUUAAUGAAGAGGUUGAUAUGGAUGUCGUAAGAGGGCGAUUAAAAGAUCCAAAUAAAUCAGCAACAUUUAAUUUACUUUGGACAUCAGAAGAGCAAAAAAGAUUAGAAGAUUUGUUGAUAAAAUAUCCACCAGAAGAUGUUGAAGCUAAAAGAUAUCAUAAAAUAGCGACAGCAUUAGGUAAUAGAACAGCACAACAGGUGGCUAGUCGAGUUCAAAAAUACUUCAUCAAGUUAGCUAAAGCUGGAUUACCUAUACCAGGUAGAACCCCAACACUCAGAGAUAAUAGAAAAUAUACACUAGGUAGAGGCUAUGGUGUAAGAUUUUCCAACAUUCCACAACAUUCUACCUUCCUCCAAUCAUAUGAACCACCAGUUUAUAUGUCUGAAGAUGAUGAUGAUACUAAUAGUUAUAAUGGUAGUUAUGAUAUAGAUACAUCUCAAACUAAUCAACUAGGUGAUAUAUCAGAUGAAGAGGAGAUUCCUGCAGAAUUAAGAAAUACUCCAGAAUAUAAGGAAAUACUUCAAUUAAAAUUAAUCAAAAAACAAAAACUGGCAUCUGAGAAGAAAAGUUUAAAACAUGAUGGUUAUAAGUGUGAUAAUUGUGGUACUGAUCCUAUUGUUGGUGUAAGAUGGCAUUGUUCAGACUGUCCUUCAUCCCAAUCUUUAGAUUUCUGUGAUUAUUGUGCUGACAGCAAUUUUGAAAACAGUGAGCACAAUUCAAGUCACAGAUUAAAAGCUAUAGAUAAGAUAGAAAGUGAACCUAUAUUAGAUCAGGAUUAUAUGAGAUUUAUGCCUGGUGAUUAUAAUUAUCUUGAUCCUAAUUAUAUGCCUGCUAGUUGAUGCUAUAACUCACAGAACAUUUUCAGUAAGCUUAUAUUCAGUUUGAAUGGAACGCCAUGAGCCCAGGUUUACAAGCUGUGACCAUCUUUUAAAAGUACGGCAGCACAGCAAGUGGGCCCCAUUUCUGGAGUAAUAAAACUUUGGUUAUUGAUGUCUUGCACCUCACAAGACUAACACUUUUGAACAUUGGAAAGAUAUUGUUGGAGAGAUCUUUGUUGAAACUGACAGUCAAUAGGUCAGGAUUAGAACUCAACUUCUUUGAUUCUGAGACAUUGCAAUGAAAUGAAAAUGAAAUGAAUGGAGUUUUACGUCCUACU